This is a messenger RNA of Periconia digitata, 2947 nucleotides long. Lineage: Eukaryota; Fungi; Ascomycota; Dothideomycetes; Pleosporales; Periconiaceae. The record is from the annotation of a GenBank genome assembly.
UACCGUCUACAUAGAAUACUUUUCUAUCAAAUAGGCAUGACGACAGAGAAAAUGCCUACAGACGCCCAGACUAAGACGAAGAAGCAGCAACCGGAAUCGACGGAAGCCAAAUCCGGCGCAGAAACUGGGACGGAUCAGUCGUCCAAUACCUCUCAGCCACAGAAACCACAGAAGUCGCGACACAGAGCAUCAGUUGCUUGUGCUUCCUGUCGAGAUCGCAGGAUACGUUGUGUCGUACCCUCGGGGGAGAAAGAAUGUACACAGUGUAAGCGAUCUGGAGUGGAGUGCAUCAUCAAAAAUGAUGACGAGCGGAGACGUCCCAUUUCCCGAGCAUACAUGUGCUCAUUGACAGACCGAGUAGCACUUCUCGAAAGCAUGCUAGAGGAACAAGGUGUGGAAGCGCCACCACCUAACCAUCCUCCCCAAACUCGACACACGCAACAAGAGGCCGGAGCAUCGCCCAGAGCAUCGCCCAGCCGCAAGAACCAGGAUUCCCAACAACCACAACAAGAAUAUAGCCCUGGAAGCCAGCAAAGUGCGCAAGACGAAUACGAACACACCGAUUCCAACGAGCACGAUGGCGGUAGCUACCAGGGCGAGCCGGAGAACGCUGGGUCUCCAUCCAUGCUUCCCCCACCGAAGAAGGAAGGUAUGGUGAGCAGAUUAUUAUCCACACGAGGUCAUCUCAGCUUCGACCAGCUAAGCGGUCGUCUACGAUACUUUGGUCCCACCACGAAUUGCCAUGUCCACUCCGAGCUUGGAAAUCCUCUGGAUAGCGAGCAGCUGCUUUCAGAACAAGCUAGACGAGCUGAAAAGAUUAUACGCUCAUUAUCACUCGAGACAUACGACUAUCUUAUGGAUCUCUUUUGGCAGUGCUACAAUCCUGUUAUACAUGUCUUACACCAGGAAGCUUUCAACGAAGAUAGGGAGGCUGGAAGAAGUCAGUUUUACAGUGGGUUUUUACAUGUCUGUGUCCUAGCUAUGGGAUUCCGCUUUGCAGAUAAAUCCCGGCCUGAUGUCAAAAAGUUGUCUCUACCUCAGAUGGAGAGUACAUUGCAUAGAGAAGCAAAGUACAUGCUUGAUCACGAACUCGAAAGACCUGGUGGGAUACCUUCUGUUGUAGCCAUGCUAUUGUUGGGAGAUUUGGAAUGCGGUGUUGGUCGCGACAACCUGGGAUGGCUAUAUGGUGGUCUAGCAGUCAGAUUGGCGUUCGAUAUCGGUCUGCAUCUCGACACGCGCCUUUCUGGUCUAGCGGAACGAGAAGUAGAGAUUCGUCAGAUGACACUUUGGGCUUGUGUAAUUUAUGACAAAUACUGGGCAUUAUUCCUUGGACGGCCCACGAGCAUGAAGAGUGCGGAUCUCGAGAUUUACCACUUGUCGAAGAAGUUCGAGCGCUUAGGUACAUGUAAACCAGCUGGCCCCGAGAAGAGCCUAGAAACAACAAUCUACGAAGCGCUCCUAGAUCUGAUGGAACUUGCCGGAAAAAUUACAGAAAAUAUGGAUCCACGUUCCCAGUCUCCAGAGUCAGUUGUUGAUCGCGACCAGUAUCUUCGUAUGGCAGCGCUCGACCGUGAAUUCAGUACCUGGUACGCUCGACUUCCAGAGCCUCUAAAGUGGACGCCAACGAAUAUUGCCAACGGGCCUUUCUCAUUCUUCUUGCUUCAUCAACAAUAUCAUAGCAGUCUAAUACUGCUACAUCGACCCUUUGCAUUGUACGAAGAUCAACCCUCACAGGGUCAAGAAAAUGGCGGCAAUGGUCCGGAUGAUCACUUUUCGGCGCUUUCCCGCACAGUGUGCACGAAACACGCCAUCCGUGUGGCGAAGGUCUUCUGGCAGCAUCGCCAGCGGUUCGACACGAAACAGAUCUUUGUUACUGGGUUACAGCACGCGGGCACAGCAGCAACCGCUCUCGUAGCGGCCUUAGCCUUCAUCAAAGAUCCCAACGACCGCAACAACAACAUGCAAUACCUCGAAUGUCUAUCUGCCGCUCUCACCGAUAUGGGUCAAACAUACCAGCCCGCAGAACGCAUGUCAGUUGUACUGCGCGCCGUCAUGGUCGAACUUCGCGGCGGCAUCCCCAGCGCAAGCACCACAACCUCCAAACUCUACAAACCGAAUACCGCCAUCGUUCCCGCACGCCGCGGCUCUACCACCGACGAAAUCGACACCCCCCUGUAUAAGAAACGCCAAACCAGCCGUCCGCGAGCAGGAACAGGCGCUAGAAAACCCCGCAGUAUGAGCAUGGCGAGUAACGCCGCGACGAACAUCGACCUCACCGUCAAACCACCGCUGCAAACUCCGCGUUUCGACACCGACGCAGAUCGCUCAGAUGGAUUUAUCCUCGUAACCCCUCGCUCGGAAAUCUCAUCCUGGCAUCCCUUCUCCGACAACACAUCUGCCAUUGACCCCAACCUCUCCACACCUGCAUCAAACACUAACAACAGCUUGCUUUCUUCGGCUACCCAACAGCGCAAUGCGUGGAUGGGCGCCGAUCUCGAUUCCUCGGAUUCGAUUUCGCAGCUCGCGAAUGUGCAUUUUCCUGAGAUUCCGGCGCUGACGGGGGAUGUGGGAGAUAUGUCGCAUCUCGAUUUUAUGAGUUUAGGGGAUGGUGGGGACUGGGGGGCUGAGUGGCAGCAGGAAGGGGGUGGAGUUGGGGUGGGGAGUGACUUGGAUGGGUUUCCGCCGCAAGGGGGGUUUGGGAUGGCUUUUGGGAGCUUGUAGGGUCGAGGUGGGGGUACAUUAACGAAUUUUACGUAUCAUGUGAAGAAGGAGUGGAACAUUCUGUCUAAAUAGGGGGUUUUUCUUUUGGUUUUUGGGCGUUCUUGGGCGGACUUUUGCUUGGUUGUGCUCUGUAUCUAUGUGCAGUUAUGGAAACUUAGCCUUGGCCGUGACAAUCAACAAAGGCUUCUUUCAUCUAAACGAGCGUCUCUUCAGACGAAUUUCGCAC